AUGGCCUCACUGGGUGUCUCGGCGGGGCUGGACUCGCCUCCCUCCCCUGCUUCAUGUAUGUUAGAACGGACCAAACAGCAACACUACAGUGAAACCCCAUCCCUAACCGCGUACAACGAGCCACUGCCUAAAUUGAAUACUUGCAAAAACAAUCCCAACUACUCGAGCACUUCGUACGUAAAUAAUUAUUUGGAAAUCAGCAACAGUGAAGUGAAGUCAAGCAACGGACCGACAGAAAAAAUUGAUAAGGAUUGUCGAAUGAUGGAAGUUAACCUGGAGAAAGAAGAGCAAAAACCAGACGAAGCCGAGCGGCCCCGGCGACGGAGAAGGAAACCACGCGUCCUCUUCUCUCAGGCGCAGGUCUACGAAUUGGAGAGGCGGUUCAAACAGCAAAAGUAUCUCUCCGCACCCGAGAGGGACCAUUUGGCAAACAUACUGAAGCUCACGUCUACUCAGGUGAAAAUCUGGUUCCAGAAUCGCAGGUACAAAUGUAAAAGGCAGCGCCAGGACAAAUCUCUGGAAAUGGUGGGGCUCCCGCCUCCGAGGAGAAUCGCCGUGCCAGUGCUGGUCAGAGAUGGGAAGCCGUGCCUAGGAGAGUCCUCGCCUUAUAACUCUCCGUAUAACAUGAAUAUCAGCCCUUACGCUUAUGGCACUUAUGCAAACUAUACCAACUACAGUGGCGCAACUACUCCUGCCAACUACAGCUGUAACUAUCCCAGUGUUCAAGCCGUGCCCCCGUCAACAGCAGCUGGCAGCUUUAUGAAUAUGAAUUUCACAGUCAAUGACUUGAGCAAUGCCAUGCAGACUCAAAUCCACCAGAAUACUGGAGUUUCUACUUUGCAUGGGAUCAGAGCCUGGUAG
Molecule: messenger RNA, 861 nt
Organism: Pristis pectinata (smalltooth sawfish)
Lineage: Eukaryota; Metazoa; Chordata; Chondrichthyes; Rhinopristiformes; Pristidae
Gene: nkx2.5
Product: NK2 homeobox 5
Exons: 2
Coding region: 1-861 (286 amino acids)
Biological process (GO): cell differentiation; regulation of transcription by RNA polymerase II
Cellular component (GO): nucleus
Molecular function (GO): DNA-binding transcription factor activity, RNA polymerase II-specific; RNA polymerase II cis-regulatory region sequence-specific DNA binding
Source: RefSeq, a predicted model, not a curated record